CACAUUUCUAUUUCCCAUAAGCAAUAUUGGCAAUAUUGACACCUAAUGCAAGUUUCAGCAAACUGUAUUUGUAACACAUGAGCGGCGAGAACGACACUUCGCUGGAGGGGUUCAUCCUGUUGGGAUUAGCAGACACCAUGGAGCUACAGAUCAUCCUCUUUCUGCUUUUCUUUGGGAUUUACGCCCUUACAGUUUUGGGGAAUGUUGGGAUGAUCCUCUUAAUCGGCACUGAUUCCCGACUUCACACACCCAUGUAUUUCUUCCUGGCUAACCUGUCCUUUGUGGAUGUUUGUUAUUCCCCUGCCAUCACCCCAAAGAUGCUGGCAGACUUACUGUCAGAGACGAAAACCAUCUCCUUCGCAGGCUGCUUCCUGCAAUUGUACUUCUUUAUCGCCUUGGCCACAACCGAAGCCAUCCUCUUUGGCUUAAUGGCCUAUGACCGUUACGUGGCCAUAUGCAACCCCCUCCUUUACUCCUUGAUCAUGUCCAGGACAGCCUGCCGCAAAAUGGCAGCAGGGGCUUUUACCGCAGGAUUCUUGAACUCCAUGGUUAACACGAGUUAUGUAGGCAGCUUGCCAUUCUGUGGUUCCAAUGUCAUUCACCACUUCUUCUGUGACAGCCCUCCACUCUUUAGGCUCUCAUGCUCUGACACACACCUUACCGAGGGUAUCAUUUCCACGUUUGCUGGUGCGAAUCUGGCCGGGACUCUGCUGAUCAUCCUCACCUCCUACUCCUACAUUCUCUUCUCUGUCUUCCACAUGCAUUCAGGGCAGGGGAGGCACAAAGCCGUCUCCACGUGUGCCUCUCACUUGACAGCGAUAACUCUGUUCUAUGCCACCGCCAUCUAUACCUAUCUGAGACCUAGUUCCAGCUACUCCUUGGGUCAGGACAAAGUGGCUUCUGUGUUCUACACAGUAGUGAUCCCCAUGUUAAAUCCUCUGAUCUAUAGCCUCAGGAAUGAGGAAGUAAAGAAGGCUUUAUGGAAUUUCACUACCAGGAGGAGGAUCCCUCCAUUUGUCUGA
Molecule: messenger RNA, 1022 nt
Organism: Acinonyx jubatus (cheetah)
Lineage: Eukaryota; Metazoa; Chordata; Mammalia; Carnivora; Felidae
Product: olfactory receptor 5F1
Exons: 1
Coding region: 78-1022 (314 amino acids)
Biological process (GO): G protein-coupled receptor signaling pathway; sensory perception of smell
Cellular component (GO): membrane
Molecular function (GO): G protein-coupled receptor activity; odorant binding; olfactory receptor activity
Source: RefSeq, a predicted model, not a curated record